CAAGAGCAACACUAUCCACCCAAUGAUCACUAACCCCACUCAUACUCAGGAACCAUUACCCAGAACCCGACAAUCCGUCGGCCGCCUGCCUAGAUAACCGAUUUUGAACCUACAAAACCAGAAAUCUCGUCUGACCCGAUUGCCCGAUGCGGAUCUUCAUCCCCCUUUUGGGAAGAAACCGCUCUUUCUUUCUCCGUCAUGGCAGAGAUUUCACGAUCAGUCGGGCCUUUCCUCGAUGAUCAGUAACCUUCCCAUCCGGACCGCAGAAAAACGAAUUACGAGAGGCAUGACACGAUAAACGCGUUUUCUCAGGACGGCGUGAUAAGAAAGGGAGUGUCUGAAUGAGAAGUCUUUUGCACGCUGGCUUUACGACGGGUGUGUCCGCGCUAGGGGUAACGCCACAGGCAUAAUGACUUGUUCGCCCGAAUCCUCACUUUGUGGCUGAGGAGGUAGGGGUGCGCACGAGGACGGGAGAAGAUGGCCAGAUAAUGGUAUUAUGAUAUAUUCCUUUCUCCCAAAAUUUCUUUCCUUUUUCUAGCUCUUAUUCCCACGUACAAGUAUGCCGUUCCCGCCCACCUGAUGGGAGAAGGGAGGAAACAGCACUACGGGGAGCAAGGCUUCAACACCGAACCUCACUUUUCCCAAACACCCGCCAUUGAGCCUAGGAUAGGAAAAUCAUCACGAAGUGCAUCAAUCCCAACGAUGAUACAACCUUCAUUCCCCCCUUGUACUUCCACCACCUCUAUCCUCAGGACAGCAACAGCGACGACAGCCAUAUCUGGCGAAAACCCCGAGCAAGAAACAAGGGAGCCAGUAACCCUCCUCUCCCUUCCCAAUGAACUACUCGCAAUCAUUGUCUCCCGCCUCUCCGCCCCAGCCCUCGGUCGUCUCCUUCAAACCUGCAAACAAUUGCACUACCGCCUAACCCCGCACUUAAUGGAACGUGCGCGAGAGCCAUGGUCCGGCCUGCCGCCGAUCUUCCAAGCAACUGAGCGGGAGCACCGACCGCUAGUCAAACUCCUCCUCGCCCUCGGUGGUUCCCCCAACGCCGUGAGCAGUACGGGGUCUACGCCUCUACACCUCGCGAAAACCGCCGAGAUGGCCGAAAUACUACUAUCUGGGGGAGCGGAUAUAGCAAGGCGGAAUCGCCACGGUCUCACAGCACUGCAUUAUGCGAGCAGCGACGCGAAAUUACUAGAACUCCUCGCGAAGCAUGCGGGAAAGGAGGUCAUCAACAUGAAAGCGGAAGCGGGCGGUUAUACCGCUCUCCACUGCUCUGUCAGGAACGGUGCGCGCCCCGUGAGGGUAUUGCUUGCACAUGGUGCGGAUCCCAGGAUCAUGGACUCGUCCGGGCGAACGGCGUUGCACCUUGCCGCCGGGAUUGGGAGCAUGGACGCCAUCAGAGAGUUACUCGGUCAUGUGGACGUGGGUGUUCAGGAUCAUGGUGGGUGCACCGCGCUGCAUUGGGCCGCCACGUGGGAGAACUGGGAGGCUGUUAGGACACUGGUGGAGGAAGGGCGGUCGCCGUUGCAUUUGAAAAGUAGGGAGGGGAAGACAGCGAGGGAUGUUGCGGCGGAGAAGAAGUGGGUGGAUGGAGUUGGGUACCUGGAGAGGAUGGCCACCAGGGACAAUUCGUGAGUUAGUUGGGGGGUCAUGGCACGGUGUUUUGUUAUGGACGUGGGUGGGGGAGGAGUAUGUUGGGGCAAAAGUUAAUCAGUUUUAUCGCGAUAUUCGUAGUUAAUAAUAGUGGGUACAACAUGAUAAUAUUAUUAUGUUA
Tuber melanosporum (Perigord truffle) is the source of this 1777-nucleotide messenger RNA. RefSeq lists its product as uncharacterized. The transcript has a single exon. The coding region runs from base 937 to 1638 and encodes 233 amino acids. Gene Ontology annotation, molecular function: protein binding. Gene Ontology annotation, cellular component: nucleus. Gene Ontology annotation, biological process: regulation of gene expression. The record is from RefSeq and is a predicted model, not a curated record. Lineage: Eukaryota; Fungi; Ascomycota; Pezizomycetes; Pezizales; Tuberaceae.